Messenger RNA from Didymosphaeria variabile, 2463 nucleotides. It is a transcript of the gene prh1, whose product is annotated as Salivary acidic proline-rich phosphoprotein 1/2. Gene Ontology annotation, cellular component: intracellular anatomical structure; catalytic step 2 spliceosome. Lineage: Eukaryota; Fungi; Ascomycota; Dothideomycetes; Pleosporales; Didymosphaeriaceae. Bases 1 to 2463 code for a protein of 820 amino acids. Gene Ontology annotation, molecular function: RNA binding; ATP binding. The record is from RefSeq and is a predicted model, not a curated record. The transcript has 2 exons.
AUGUCGAAAACGCAACCUGAAGAUCUCCACAAUGACGAGGGCAUUCAGAACACAGAGCUCAAAAGAGGCAAGAAGCGAAAGAGGAAGGGUGGCGAGUCAGGUGUUGCUCUUAGAAAGAGUGCUGGCAAGGUGACCAAGUUUGACAACGACGAACAACCGACUGAGAAAGAUGAAACCAAAGAGGAUCCAAACAAGCUAGCAAAGGCUCGAGAGCUCUCUGAGGCCAGCAAAGAACCGCAGAUUCAGAUCGCUAAAACACCGAAAUCUGAGCAGCCCCAAAAGGGCAGGGAAGAAAAGCGGCUAGAAAAGCCCCGAAAUGACCACAGAAAGCCUACUGAUCAGUCAACCAAAGGGCAUACUGGGCCGAGACACACUCUAAUUGGUGGGCAUACUUUCUACCAAAGCCCUCAUUUAAUCAAGAGACGAGAUGAGCUUCUUCCAAAACGGCAAGCCCUGCCUAUCUGGUCUCAAGCAGAUGCUAUUCGAAAGCGCCUAAGGGAAACCAAUGUGCUCGUGCUUACCGGUGAGACGGGUUCUGGCAAAUCCACGCAGGUGCCACAAUUCCUGCAAUCUGAGGACUGGUGUACGAAGACUAUUGCGAUCACGCAACCGCGUCGCGUGGCCGCAAUCUCGCUCGCUAGACGAGUUGCUGAAGAGAUGGGAAGUUUAUUUGGUACACAGAGUCCCGCAGCCAAGGUCGGAUAUAGCGUUCGUUUUGACAAUGCUUCCGGCCCGAAGACGAAGAUCAAAUUCUUGACCGAGGGUAUGCUACUCCAGGAUAUGCUCCGAGAUCCAGAUAUGAAACAGUACAGUGCGGUCGUUGUCGACGAGGUCCACGAGAGGAGCGUCAACGUUGAUCUGAUCCUUGGGUUUCUGAGGAACGUGGUCUCAAGAAUUGAGAAUGGUAAGGAAGCGCGGAAGCACCCGCUCAAGGUAGUUGUCAUGAGUGCAACAGCUGAUGUGGAGGGUCUGGUUGACUUCUUCGCUGAGGGCGUCAACGAAGCCCGGAAGACUCCCGCAACCUUGAGCGAACCCACAGCCAUAUCGCAAGCAGUGCGCGAUCGCAUCUCAACCUGCUUUGUUGAAGGUCGCCAAUUCCCAGUCAAGACUACAUACCUACCUGAACCCACCUUAGAUUGGGUCGAAUCCGCCUUAAAAAUCAUCUUCCAAAUCCACUACAAGGAGCCUUUACCUGGCGACGUCCUCGUCUUCCUCACAGGACAAGACAAAAUUGAGGCCUUAGAAAAGCUGGUAAACGACUACGCGGCAGCAAUGGACAAAGAUAUGCCAAAGCUGCUUGCACUCCCUCUGUUCGCUGCGUUGCCCCAGCAUGCCCAGCAGCGCAUCUUCCAACCGACCCCCUACCGGACUCGCAAGGUCAUUUUGGCUACCAACAUCGCCGAAACGUCGGUCACAGUACCUGGUGUGCGCUUUGUCAUCGAUUGCGGAAAAUCAAAGAUCAAGCAAUAUCGCAGUAACCUUGGUUUGGAGUCACUGUUAGCAAAGCCCAUCUCGAGGUCAGCCGCGAUCCAGCGCAAAGGUCGUGCUGGUCGUGAAGCGCCAGGACAGUGUUAUCGACUCUAUACUGAGGAUGAAUAUAAGACGCUGGAAGAAAGAACAACCCCAGAGAUUCUUCGGUGUGAUCUUAGCCAAUCUUUGCUCACUAUGAAAGCGCGCGGUGUUAACGAUGUGCUCAAUUUUCCUUUUUUAGACCGACCACCACAAGAAACCCUUGGCAAAGCACUCAUGCAGCUAUUCCACCUCGGCGCUCUGAACGAGGACGGAACGGUCAACGAUCUGGGUAUCAAGAUGGCCAAGCUACCUGUCACACCAACGCUUGCUCGGAUUAUCGUGGAGGCCGCAAGGCCGGAACGAGACUGUCUACUGGAUGUGGUUGACAUUAUCUCCGCACUCAGCACGGAAGAUAGCAUCUUCUUUAACAUCGCCACCGAGGAGAAAAGAGAGCAAGCAGAAGAAGCGAGGAAAAAUCUCUACCGCCGGGAAGGCGAUCACAUGACGUUUUUAGUGACAGUCCAACAGUAUGCGGAGGAGCAGACGGAUCGUAAGGCAUGGUGUGAGAGACACUUCGUGUCUCACCGCGCUAUGCAGAACGUCAUGAACAUCCGCAAACAACUCCGGCAACAAUGCACUUCGCUCAAGCUGCUAACGCCAGAGAUGCCUACAUCGAGCUCCUCGCCGAAUACCGACGCAAUACUCGCCUGCAUACUCCGGGGGUUCAUUUCCAACACUGCGCGACUGUGCCCCGACGGCAGCUACAAAACGUUCUUCCACAAUCAGCUUGUGGCUGUUCAUCCGGGCAGUGUGAUGCAUGGACGCAAAAACAAGGCUGAGGCAAUUGUCUUCAGUGAGUUUCUAUAUACGAACAAGUCGUACGCGAAGAAGGUGAGCGCAGUACAGAUGAAUUGGAUAGAAGACGUCAUGAAGGAGGUGGUGCCUAUAUAA